Molecule: messenger RNA, 225 nt
Organism: Mesorhabditis belari
Lineage: Eukaryota; Metazoa; Nematoda; Chromadorea; Rhabditida; Rhabditidae
Source: the annotation of a GenBank genome assembly
AUGUCCUGGCCUUGUUCUCCAUCUCUCUUCCAUUCGGCCAGCCAUCCUUGCCUCCUUCACCUCCACAGUCCUGGAUCGUCUGACAAAGUUCUGCAACAAGAUGACUUGUGCUACCGGUGGAUGCAACGGACUCAAGUGCAACAAAGGAUUCUGCGCGUGCAACACCAAGCCAGCGAAGAAGGACUAAAUGAUGCUCAAAGACAGAUCUGUGUUAUUUUGUCACGU